UCGAGUUUUGUUGUUCUUCUCUCGAGGUCUUCGGUCUUCCACUGCGAGAUUGGGAUCUUGUGCGUGCGUGAGGCGGAGAGCGACGAUGAUCGAGGUUGUGCUGAACGAUCGUCUUGGCAAGAAGGUGCGGGUGAAGUGCAACGAGGAUGACACCAUCGGCGAUCUGAAGAAGCUGGUGGCCGCUCAAACGGGAACGAGGGCCGACAAGAUCCGCAUCCAGAAGUGGUACAACAUCUACAAGGACCAUAUCACUCUCAAGGACUACGAGAUUCACGACGGCAUGGGCCUCGAGCUCUACUACAAUUGAUCCAUCAUCUCAAUCUAGGUUGGCUUAGGCAUGUGAAGAGCAAAAGUUGAUAUAAAUGGAUAGCUAAGUCAUCAGUGCUAGAUGCAAUAAACAAAAUUGGGGAACGUUACUGCUUUAUAUUUUCGUGGUUUUUAAAACAGCUUAUGUUUUCACUAUGUAUAAUGAAAAUGAAAACAAUGGCAUGCCUGUUAAAACAGGGAUUUGAUCUUGAUCUUGCAGCAUAAAACCAGUGCUGCUCUUUUUUCAGUUU
Dioscorea cayenensis subsp. rotundata (Guinea yam) is the source of this 557-nucleotide messenger RNA. Its product is annotated as ubiquitin-like protein 5. Gene Ontology annotation, biological process: protein modification process; mRNA splicing, via spliceosome. NCBI's taxonomy places the organism in Eukaryota, Viridiplantae, Streptophyta, Magnoliopsida, Dioscoreales, Dioscoreaceae. The coding region runs from base 86 to 307 and encodes 73 amino acids. Gene Ontology annotation, cellular component: nucleus; cytoplasm. Gene Ontology annotation, molecular function: protein binding; protein tag activity. The record is from RefSeq and is a predicted model, not a curated record. The transcript is spliced from 2 exons.